Molecule: messenger RNA, 3154 nt
Organism: Dama dama (fallow deer)
Lineage: Eukaryota; Metazoa; Chordata; Mammalia; Artiodactyla; Cervidae
Product: protein diaphanous homolog 1-like
Exons: 10
Coding region: 149-1363 (404 amino acids)
Biological process (GO): actin filament polymerization
Cellular component (GO): cytoplasm; actin filament
Molecular function (GO): microtubule binding; actin binding
Source: RefSeq, a predicted model, not a curated record
UACUUUACUAAUCUUUCUGUCACUAGCCAAGAAGGAUCAGGAAGGUGGAGAAGAAAAGAAAUCUCUGCAAAAGAAAAAAGUGAAAGAAUUAAAGGUGUUGGAUUCCAAGACAGCCCAGAAUCUCUCAAUCUUUUUGGGUUCCUUCCGCAUGCCCUAUCACGAGAUUAAGAAUGUCAUCCUGGAGGUGAAUGAGGCUGUUCUCACUGAGUCCAUGAUCCAGAACCUCAUUAAGCAGAUGCCAGAGCCAGAGCAGUUAAAAAUGCUUUCUGAACUGAAGGACGAAUAUGAUGAUUUGGCUGAGUCAGAGCAGUUUGGUGUGGUGAUGGGUGCAGUACCCCGCCUGCGGCCUCGCCUCAACGCCAUCCUCUUCAAGCUGCAGUUCGGGGAGCAGGUAGAGAACAUCAAGCCCGAGAUCGUCUCGGUGACUGCCGCGUGUGAGGAACUGCGAAAGAGCGAGAACUUCUCUAGCCUCCUGGAGUUAACCUUGCUUGUCGGAAACUUUAUGAACGCUGGCUCCAGGAAUGCUGGUGCUUUUGGCUUCAACAUCAGCUUCCUUUGUAAGCUUCGAGACACCAAGUCCACAGAUCAGAAGAUGACGUUGUUGCACUUCUUGGCUGAGUUGUGUGAGAAUGACCAUCCCGAGGUCCUGAAGUUCCCAGACGAGCUUGCCCACGUGGAGAAAGCCAGCCGAGUUUCUGCUGAAAACUUGCAAAAGAACCUAGAUCAGAUGAAGAAACAGAUUUCCGACGUGGAACGUGAUAUUCAGAAUUUCCCAGCUGCCACAGAUGAGAAAGACAAGUUUGUUGAAAAAAUGACCAGCUUUGUGAAGGAUGCACAGGAACAGUACAACAAGCUGCGGCUGAUGCACUCCAACAUGGAGACGCUCUACAAGGAGCUGGGCGAGUACUUCCUCUUUGACCCCAAGAAGGUGUCUGUGGAAGAAUUCUUCAUGGAUUUGCACAACUUUAAGAAUAUGUUUGUGCAAGCUGUCAAGGAGAACCAGAAGCGGCGGGAGACAGAGGAGAAGAUGCGGCGAGCAAAACUGGCCAAGGAGAAAGCAGAGAAGGAGCGGUUGGAGAAGCAGCAGAAGAGAGAGCAACUCAUAGACAUGAAUGCUGAGGGUGAUGAGACGGGUGUGAUGGACAGUCUUCUGGAAGCCCUGCAGUCAGGCGCAGCAUUCCGACGGAAGAGAGGACCCCGUCAGGGCGUCAGGAAGGCAGCGUGUGCAGCCACAUCCCAGCUAGUCUCAGAGCUGACCAAGGAGGAUGCCAUGACCUGUGUUCCCACCAAGAUGCCUAAGAAGAGCGAGGAAGUCCCCACCAUCCUUGAGGAGACCGUAGAGUUGCUUGGCCGUGCAAGCUAAGCCAGGUCCUGGCGCCAUGGCAGCUCCUCGGUGGAGCCCCAGACUGUCCCGCCUGCAGCAUGUGCCUGAAGGGUUGCAGAGGUGUCCUCUGCGGUGGCUGCUCCCAUCACCCUGAACCCACCUUACUCUCCGGCAUGCUGCUCUCUGCCCAUCGCACACAGCUUCAGCUGCCUGGAGGCCAGAAGGAAAGGGCAGUGUGGGACCUGAGCCCAACCGGGGCGGUCCUGGCUCUUGUUACCAAAGCAGGCUCUGUGUUUGCUGCCUUAACCCCAAGUGUCUCCACUGUUCUCCAGGGCCUCAUCUCAGUUAAGGCCCACCUGCUUUCUCAGCCCCUGCCUCUCCAGUGGGCUUUGCCUAGGUCAAUCAUGCUGGGUUUGUGCUUUUUCUCUUGUGUUUUCUCUGGUCCUGAGAGCAGCAUGGGCUUAGGAACCUCUGGGCUCCAUCCCCCCAGCUCUGCUCUGCCGGCCCCGGCUCCUGUUGUCUAUUACUGGUGGGGAGGCACCGGGAGGUGCUUCCAAGGAAGUGGGAGCAGAUCCCCCUCCUACCCCACCGUUUGAGAAAGACCUCCCCAAACAAGGAGGACCUAGACCAUGUUUACCUGUCCUGCUGUGGCCUAGGCCAGGGCCUGGGGGUGGGCGGGCUGGGUGGGGUGGAGCCGCCCCCAGCCUGCUGCCAUAGCUGUGCGCCCUGGCCUCUCUCGACCCUCCCUCUAUACCAGCCCCUGGCGGCUGAGCCACGGGCCCUCCUCACGCCCUCCCCAGAGCUUUGGUCUCAUCUGAAAGUGUGGGCUGUACUGUGACCAUCCCCACACCUUACCCUCUGUCUCCAAGGAAAGGGGAGGUAGAGCCUCCUGGUUGAGAAAUUGUUUUGCAAAUGGAUCUAUUUUUAUAUGAUUUUUUUUUUUUUUAAAGAAAAAUAACCCUUUCCCCUUUCCCCUCCAUAAUGUAAGAGGCUUUGAUGGCAGGUUCCAGAGUCUCUGGGAUUUCUCACCACAAGCCUCAGUUCUGAGCAAGCCCCCUGGACCUCCACUCAGCCCUCAAGCCUCUGGGCCCUCGAUGCCAGUGCAGACUCUCACCCCCAGCAUCUGACUCGGGGGCCAGAGGCGGCUCUUCUCUGGUUGAGCUGGACCAGGCCUAAGAGUAAUAGGAGCUCUCAAACGACAAAGAGUUUUUAUAAAUUUAAUAUAUUUAUCAAGCCAAAUGUGCAGAUGCUAACUGGACGCUCUGGAGAAGUGGGCCCAGGGACGCCCCACGCCUGUUCUCUCUUCAGCAGUGGGAAGGCCACAUGCUUCGGUGGCCACAGCCACAGGAAGCUCAGCUUCUCUGGCUAAAGGUAACACUUUGCCCUCCUGUGCUCCUCUCAGCUUCCCACCCCAGGUAGGGGGCGAGAAUGGCACUGGCAAGGCCUGGCCCCAAAGUAUAGUUCUUAGAGCAAGGGGAGCUUAGGAGACCUCAGGCGCCUCCAGGGAGGCCUUGAGGUUGGGCAGAAGGGUUCUGGUUGCUAGAGCCUGUGUGCAAAGGGGCACCGGCAGCCCACCUGAGCUAGUGCUGGGAAGACUAUGGUGGGGGGGACCUGCUACUCCCCUCAGUCCCCUCCUCCCUGCUGACAUCUGGGGCUUUGACCCUUUCUUUUUUAAUCUACUUUUGCUAAGAUGCAUUUAAUAAUAAUAAUUAAAAAAAAAAAAAAGGACAAAAUGCAAACCUGUUUCCCUCGCCUCUUGGGCUUCUGGGAUGUCAUCACCUCCAGUUUGUUGGGUUUGUUUCCAACUGUUAAUAAAGCAUUGAAACAGCC